This is a messenger RNA of Adelges cooleyi (spruce gall adelgid), 1043 nucleotides long. RefSeq names its product alkylated DNA repair protein alkB homolog 8-like. Gene Ontology annotation, molecular function: tRNA binding; S-adenosylmethionine-dependent methyltransferase activity. Bases 129 to 926 code for a protein of 265 amino acids. Gene Ontology annotation, biological process: tRNA wobble uridine modification. NCBI's taxonomy places the organism in Eukaryota, Metazoa, Arthropoda, Insecta, Hemiptera, Adelgidae. Gene Ontology annotation, cellular component: nucleus; cytoplasm. The transcript has 3 exons. The record is from RefSeq and is a predicted model, not a curated record.
UUGUUUAAUUUUAAAUAUUUUGGUACCGUCAUACCGAAGUCCGGACCCAAUCCCUAGACUUUUACCAAAUAGCAUCGGUUCUAGUUUUAAUAUAUACUUUAUAGGUAUUACUAUAAUUUAAUAAAGUUAUGUCUAUUAAUGAACAAAAUGCUUCAGAGUUAGAACUGCAACACGUUCAUAAUGUUUAUGAAAAUAUUGCAUCGCAUUUCAGUGAAACGAGACAAAAACCUUGGCCAAACGUAGUUAAAUUUUUGAGUAAGGCGGUAAUAGGCUCAAUAAUUCUGGAUGUAGGUUGUGGAAAUGCAAAAUAUUUUACAGACACUUUUAAUAUUUUUCAGUUGGGAUGCGACAGAAGUAGACAGCUAGCUGAAAUUUGCAGAACUCGUAAUCAUCAAGUGUUUAACUGUGACUGCCUACAGUUACCGGUUCGUUCAAACUGUAUUGACUUUUGUAUAAGUAUAGCUGUACUCCAUCAUUUGGCAACACCAGAUCGUCGUUUAAAAGCCCUAACAGAAAUCUGCAGAGUACUGACGGUAGGAGGCCAAGCUCUUGUAUACGUGUGGGCAAAAGAACAGAAAAGGAAUUCGUCUCUGUCUACUUAUUUGAAACAGAGCAAGACGAAUAAAAUAAAUACAGAAACCCUGAAUGAGGGUCAAUCAAAUAAAAAUUAUCAUAUUAACCAAAUCAAAGUAGAUCUUCCUGUGCAUACAAAUAGGUCUAAUUUUAUUCACAACGAUUUGUUAGUACCGUGGAAAUUGAAUCAGAAAAAACUGGAAGGUAAUGAUCCUAAAACACAUUUAAGAUACUACCAUGUUUUUGAAGAAACGGAGUUGAGAUUGUUAUGUGAACAAAUUCCAAAUUGUAAAAUAGUAGACUAUUACUAUGACCAAGGUAAUUGGUGUAUAAUUUUUGAAAAACUAAUUUGAAAAUUACAAAUAGUAUAAUAAUAUUUGUAAUUGGAUUGAAAACUGCUUGUCUAGUAUUAUAAAAUAAUACUAAUAAUACUAAUUGUACAGUCAACAAUAAAAAUAACUUGACUAUUA